GGCGCGAGUUAACACAGAGAGAGACAGGCAUUCUCAUCAGUGACGGGCUCACAGGCUGCAUGGACAGAGCUGUGGUGCAGGAGGAAGAGAAGAGGUGCAACCGGCGGAACAAGCCGCCUGAAAAACUGGUGCAAAACAGAGGAGCACAACGCGAGAGACCGCGGGAAAGGGAGGGGUGGGAAACAGAUAACUGAGGGGGAGAGAAGUCAUUUGGACCAGGGAGUAGGAGCACGCCGGAUGAAACUGACGAGAACACAGAAGGAGGAAAGCGUACAAAGAAGCCUUCCCUGACGGAAGAGAGAAGAAAGGAAGUGCAUGCAGAAAGUGAAAAAGAAGGACUAGAGGGAGCCCGACAGGAGGUCUAGCUUACGGGACUUGACUGGCGCGAGUGAAGAGGAGGAGGAGCAUGAGAGCAAGUUGAUGGAUUUGAUUUACAGAGUAUAUUUUGAAGGAGGAGCAGGGACAUGAAAGGAAAAAGAUUAGAGAUGCUGUCUUUCAGUGGAGGAGAAAAAACUAGGAAGGAAGGAAGAAGAAGAGAAAGUAAGAGGGGAGGGUUAUGUUAAGAUCUGAGUGUGACAGAACAGAUUAUCUCUGGUUUGGUUUCCCGCAGGAAAUGUGAAUUUAUAUAUGUGUAUGCACAUUAGUGCCUUCUUCUCCAUAUGAAAGUGUGUUGUAGUUUCAAACUGUGGCUGUGGUGCUGGGGAGCAGGUCCACAACAAGAUGACUUUACCCCGUGGUCACCCUCAGUACCUAAUAACACAGAAUAAAGCCAAGUGGCGGGAGAGACGAGGAGCCGACCAGUGACAUCACAAGGAAGUCAAGGCAUCAAAAGUGAGACCGCAAAGUGGGACAAGAAACAGAUGAGCAUGGAAGACCUUUGUGAAUUCAGUUACGGCUUGUACUUAAUAACGACAAGGAACUGAUUGCUGCCUCUGGCUGCCGAAUGCAUCUGCCAGCCAGUGAAGCCAAAAGCACCACACAGACAUAACUCAGAAGAAGAGAAACCACAGUGCUGGAACAAGACGAGCUCUCCUAUGACAGACUGUACCACACCAACCAGUUCCCUCCACGGUUGUCUCAUUAUUUUAAUUACCUUCUCUUCUUUCAUUUGUUUCAUUUUCAUUUGCUCUCUUCACUUAGCUCUUGGUAUUUUGUAUUCUAUCCUCCUCUCUCCCUCUCUCUUCCCCUCCCUCUUCCUCUUGCCUUUGCUCUCUCUGUCUCAUCCUCUCGUUCACUGUCACACUAACUGCAGUGGAUGCUGGAGUCACUCACGUAGAAGCCACCUUGCUUGGAGCACAUUUGCCUUUGUGAUUUUUUUUUUUUGUCUCUUCCCUGGCUGACUUGGAUGAUUGGAGCAGUGUCUUAUCAAGAGACCAGGAGAGAUGACCAACAAGUAGCUGCUUCUGAGUACAACACAUCUCCUGCACCACCAGGAGAAGACGACUUCAGAACACACAGAUUUCUUUGAGGCUACUUCUACGUGUGCAUAUAAUACUUUUACAGUUAAGACUGCAUGGGUUAUUAGUGUAAGUAAGGCCAAAUAUAUAAUCCAGGAUUGGAUUAUAGUAGUGGAUUUAUCCUGGAGCUACAUGUGUGCCCCAGCCCCUGAGGCCUGGCUGGAAAAUGAAGCCUUUCCUGUGGCUGUAGGAGCGCUGUGGGCAGCCAUGGCCCUGGAGGGGCGCUGUCUCCGGCGGGGAUCCCCGGCCAUGAUCAGAAAGGGCCGUCAGCGGCGUCCUACAAAGCCAACUCUGGCUCAGGCCACUACCACUCUGCUGUCAAGGACACGCAUGCAUGGCCUGAGACAUGUUUGUACCCCUGGUGGGUCGGUGGGUCGCAGGGCCUUCUGGCUGCUGGCCCUAUGCACCUCCCUGGGGCUUCUUUUAUCUUGGUCCUCUAACCGCCUACUUCACUGGCUUUCCUUCCCUACUUACACACGGGUCCACACCGAGUGGGCCAAAGAACUGGCCUUCCCUACAGUCACUAUCUGCAACAACAACCCCAUCCGCCUUUACAAGCUCACCAAGAGCGACCUCUAUUUUGCUGGCCACUGGCUGGGCCUGCUGCUGGCGAACCGGACAGUGAGACCCAUGGUUCUGGACUUGCUUCAGGAGGACCGUCGGGCCUGGUUCAGAAAGCUGUCAGACUUCAAGCUUUUUCUGCCACCCAGAAACUUUGAGGGAACCAAUCUAGAGUUUAUGGACAGACUGAGUCACCAGCUGGAUGACAUGCUCCUGUCAUGCAAAUACAGAGGAGAGCCCUGCAGAGCUCACAACUUCUCUUCUGUGUUCACCAGGUAUGGGAAGUGCUACAUGUUCAAUGCUGCAGAGGAAGGGAAGAUGCUCCGCACCACCAUGAAGGGAGGGACGGGAAACGGCCUAGAGAUCAUGCUGGACAUACAGCAGGACGAGUACCUGCCAGUGUGGGGGGACACAGAGGAUACAGCCUUCGAGGCAGGUGUGCGCGUGCAGAUCCACAGCCAGGCGGAGCCCCCUUUUGUUCACGAGCUGGGCUUUGGCGUGGCCCCCGGUUUCCAGACCUUCGUAGCCACACAGGAGCAGAGGCUGACCUACCUGCCUCCCCCGUGGGGAGAGUGCGAGUCAAAGGUGCUGGAGUCAGGAUUUUUCGAGGUCUACAGUGUAACUGCCUGCAGGAUUGACUGUGAAACUCGUUACAUUGUGGAGAAUUGCAACUGCAGGAUGGUGCACAUGCCUGGUGAUGCUCCGUAUUGCACACCUGAGCAGUAUAAAGACUGUGCUGAGCCUGCCCUUGCUAAGCUGUCAGCUGUGGAGAGUAGUAACUGCAUGUGCCGGACAUCGUGCAACAUGACCCGUUACAACAAAGAGCUAUCCAUGGUCAAAAUCCCCAGCAAGACCUCAGCCCGCUACCUGCAGAAAAAGUUCAACAAGACGGAGAAGUACAUCACAGACAACAUCUUGGUGUUGGACGUGUUCUUUGAAGCUUUGAACUAUGAAACCAUCGAGCAGAAGAAAGCCUACGAGGUGGCAGGCUUGCUUGGUGAUAUUGGAGGUCAGAUGGGUCUGUUCAUUGGAGCCAGCAUCCUCACCAUCCUGGAGCUGUUUGACUAUGUUUAUGAGGUGGUGAAAGACAGACUACUGGAUUUACUGAACAGAGAGGAGGAGGAGGAGAGUCAUGGAGAGGAUGUGAGUUCCUGUGACCCUGUGGCAAACCAUUCGGAGUCCAUCAGCCACACUGUGACAGUCCCUCUGCAAACAACUUUGGGCACCCUGGAGGAGAUUGCUUGCUGAGGGCCUCUCCCCUUCCCCUCAAAGCCAUACACAUCCAGCCUCCACUGGGUGGCGCUACAUCUUCUGUUUUGGCGCCUGCAGGACCUUUAACAGGGGAGGGGAGAAGACAAGGACAAGAACAGGGCUUGGCCUAAGGACAGUGCUGUGCUCUGUCACACCGCCCUGUCUGAGGCACUAAUGAGGAUUAAGGAGCUGUCAGCCGGACCUAUCAGCCCUCUCUGUCACCCUGCACUGUACUGUUGUAGGAGGGCGACUUCCGCUGUGCCAGACCUGCAGUCAUGCACACAGAAAAUCAGAGACUAGGUGGUGUAACUACCCAUGAAGGGGGCUUAUACCCGUGCAGCAUAUCUAUGUAACAAACACAUUCAUAUGUCACUCACUGCCAAAUGAACUGUACAAAAUUGGUUUUGAACUGUCCAAACUGCAUGUGUCAAUCUAUCUUGCUCUCUUUGCUGAUGCAUACGCUGGACUGCAGUGUUGCUUUAGUGUACAUGUGUGCCAUUUGUCCGUAUCUGCAGGACAGGCCUGUGACAAGCGCCCAAGCGAGACAUUUGAGCUUUGAAUGUACAGAUUGAACAUAUGGUUGUUUAAAAUCAUAGUUCAGAUGUGACCAAUCCAUCUUUGAAAAUAUUCCAGUGAGUGAUUUAUCAUUUCUUAGUUAAUUAUCUUGAAGUUUGAUGGGCUGGUGGUGAUUUGUGAUGCGUGUUACUGAGGGAAAAAAAAACCUGAACACUUUGUUUACUGAAAACAGUGAAACCUGAAUAUUUUACAGCCAACACUGUGCAUAUUUUUCUCACCAUUUAGUUUUAGUUUAAGCAGUUUUGUAGAAGGCAUGUUUGCUAGGUUGCUCCUGGGAUGGUGAGCUGUUCUCUAAAUAAAGAGAUGUUAUACUGUUAAA
Messenger RNA from Monopterus albus (swamp eel), 4164 nucleotides. RefSeq names its product acid-sensing (proton-gated) ion channel 2 (gene asic2). Bases 1590 to 3266 code for a protein of 558 amino acids. Gene Ontology annotation, cellular component: plasma membrane. Gene Ontology annotation, biological process: sodium ion transmembrane transport. Lineage: Eukaryota; Metazoa; Chordata; Actinopteri; Synbranchiformes; Synbranchidae. The record is from RefSeq and is a predicted model, not a curated record. Gene Ontology annotation, molecular function: ligand-gated sodium channel activity. The transcript has 10 exons.